AAGUGAACUCGGUCAACUUCCGAUUUCCGUCCUGGCUGGUUUACGCAACAGACCAAGACAGACGGUAUCGAGGAGGAAGAAAUUUUUUUCAAACGAAAAGAGAGAAAGCAUUUUCGGGUGAGAAGAUGCUGCGCGUCGUAGCGGCACGUAUGGCCUCGGCGAUGGUGCCCCGAGUGGCGGUUACCAGCGUCGUCGGCACCCAGAGCGUCAGGGCGUCCCACGGUCCCAAAGAAACAGACGAGGAGUUCGAUCAGCGAUACGUCAACUUCUUCAGCCGCAACGACAUCGAUAGCUGGGAGAUCCGAAAGGCCAUGAAUGACCUGGCUGGUAUGGACAAUGUACCGGAACCAGUCAUUAUAUGUGCAGCAUUAAAAGCUUGCAGAAGAUUAAAUGACUUUGCACUGGCUGUAAGAUUCCUAGAAUCUGUGAAAGAUAAAGCUGGACCACAUGUUGACAAGAUUUAUCCUUACAUAAUUCAAGAGAUUAGACCAACUUUAGAUGAGCUAGGCAUCAGCACACCCGAGGAGCUAGGUUACGACAAGCCAGAAUUAGCCUGUGAAUCAGUGUAUCAUAUGUAACAGGUUAAAAAUUAUACUAUAAAUACUAGUAUUUAUGUUCUCUUAGCUGCUGUCUCAGGUGCAUAUAAUAAGGAGUAAUUAUCAACAAAGCUGAACUAUACUUUCCAUGUACCUUGUCAGCAGCAUUGUUGAAUAAAAAAAUUGCCACAAUUAA
Molecule: messenger RNA, 732 nt
Organism: Nylanderia fulva
Lineage: Eukaryota; Metazoa; Arthropoda; Insecta; Hymenoptera; Formicidae
Gene: COX5A
Product: Cytochrome c oxidase subunit 5A
Biological process (GO): mitochondrial electron transport, cytochrome c to oxygen
Cellular component (GO): mitochondrial inner membrane; respiratory chain complex IV
Source: RefSeq, a predicted model, not a curated record